CCUUAUUGCUACGACCACCUUGGGCUCGUUGCACCCCCUCCUCGUCACCCUCAGACCGGGGCCGACACUCCACAUCCCUUAUAUACCUGUUGGCGACAUCGACCAUGGCUACAGAGGGCGACGUUGAGACUAAUAGAAAAGCUGCCCUAGACGGACUAAGGUUCCGCAAAACAACACGACAGGAACCGUCUGAUGUUGGAAGUUUUCAGCCUGAGCUCAACACCAUCCCAAUGCGUUCUUUGCCAGCACAGUCGAGAGAUGCUUCAUCCACCUUUCGCUACCACCCACCUGCCACACCGUCCACCACCGCAACGGUACUCGUUCCCAACUCAAGCCCUCUCUCUGCAGACAACCACUACCAGCAGCCAUCCUAUCCACAUCAACAGAGAAGCGCAUACGAGUCGUCCUCUGCGCCAGGCCUCAGUCACUAUUCCUCGUGGAAUUUUGCAAACCAGCCCACCGCUCUCGAUCCCCUGUCUUCCUCCAGCGGCUUCCUCAACGGCGGCCUGCCCGUCCCCGCUCACGCGUCUUUUACGCGUCAUCAAGCAGGUGAUACCCGGAGAUUAUCGGACGUUGAUGGGUUUGCGGACGACGGUCCUCCUAGGAAGCGGAUUAACCGUGGCGACCACCUCCAGUUGCCAGGUGAGCGCACGUCUGGGCAAUCCAACGUGCUCGUGCCCGACUCCCCAGAUAUACAACGGCCUAGCUACAGACGGAAGGUAAACGCAGAGUCAGCUUCGUCAGAUGACUCGUUACCGGAUAUUCGACAUUCGUUGGGUACGCCUCCCCCAGGGAGGUCGCGCAUCGUGCGAGGGCAGCGCCCUGGUUUCUCCGAAGUUACUGCGCAGAAGGAAAUGACGCAGAGCAAGGAUGCGUUCACCAAAUUCAAAAUAUUGAAUCCAGAGCGAGAUCCCAUGCUCGUGCAAGCCGCAUGGGUGCAAGCUGGGGGAGAUAUCAAGAAGGCAACCGACCUGUUACACGAUCCGUCAUGGAAACCUCCGCCUCCCGUUCGUCGACAGAGUCCAUCCAUGCUAGUUUCUGACGUUCCCAACGAGACUGGUCGGGUGGCCGAAGUGGAUGAAGCCACCAAGGCAUCCCGCGCUGCUAUGAAAGAGAAAGCAAAGAAAUCGUCGAUAUAUGCUAACAGAGUCGUCCUCGAUAUCACACCAACCACUCCCAUAGCCUCAACUUCCUUUGUAGCCUCUCCCAUGUCGCCAUCUACUCCCCUGGUCAAACCUCCCCGACGGAGACGCUUGAACGCUGCGCUCAUGUCAGAUUCAGAGGAGUCAGAUACUGAUAGCCGCUCUUAUUCGAAGCGACUGCCUGUUGAGAGGAGCGCGUUCGACUACUUCAAUACAGCCAAAUCGGAUGCGCUUCAAGAGUUGACUGGUUGCACUCCAGAGCAAGCCGGGGUAAUUGUGUCAUUACGACCAUUCUGCUCCGUCGAUGACCUCAUCAUCAAACUUGGUCAGGGCAAAAAGAAGGCAGGACCAGCCGGCAUUAGCCCUCGAAUAUUCGAAGAUUGUCAAACGGUGCUGAGUGGCUAUGGCGCUGUGGACAAUGUACUUGAGAAGUGUGAACGCAUUGGAGCGAGUUUGCGUGCUGCUAUUGCUUCGUGGGGUUCCGAAGAUGACGAUAGGAAAGGCAAAGGCAAAGAAGACUUUACUCUGGGUGAAGUUGAGGAUGGCUCAUUGAGCUUACACUCGUUGGAUGUGGUCAAGGGUAAUGCAUCGAAGCAAUAUAUUGCAACGCAGCCGGCAAUGCUGCCAGACGGAGUGACUCUAAAGGAAUACCAGUUGUUGGGUGUCAACUGGCUAUACCUCCUCUAUAUGAGAGAGUACAGUUGCAUACUUGCAGAUGAGAUGGGUCUGGGUAAAACCAUCCAAGUGAUUAGCUUUUUCGCACAUAUGAAGGAGAGAGGAAACGUCGGCCCUCACCUUAUUGUUGUACCAUCUUCUACACUGGAGAACUGGUGUAGAGAAUUUGCACGUUUUGCACCAUCUAUAUCCAUCCAGACGUAUUAUGCCGGAAAAGAAGACCGUCCAGCACUUCGACAAACCCUUCUUGACACACAGCGCCGCCGUAGCAAGAAUGGUACUGGCUGGGAGGUUCUCAUCACCACGUAUAAUCUAGCACAAGGUGAUGAGCGGGACCGCAAAUUCUUCAGAAAAAUGGAAUGGGACAGCAUCGUUUUCGAUGAGGGUCACGUCCUGAAGAACUUCCAGUCACAGCGGUACCAGGCACUGCUCAAGUUCGAGGCUAGAUGGCGCCUCCUCCUUACCGGCACCCCACUGCAGAAUAACUUACAGGAACUUGUGUCUCUUCUUAACUUCAUCUUACCCAAUCUGCUUGGCGACGCCAUGGACUCCCUGCGAGCCAUAUUCAAGACCAAAGGUGAUGCCAAGGUCACCUUACUAUCACAAGAGCGCGUAUCGAGAGCAAAGAAGAUGAUGACACCCUUUGUCCUGCGACGACGAAAAGACCAGGUACUUCACGACCUCCCUCUGAAAGUGGAACGAGUAGAGUGGUGUGAGAUGACGGAUCUCCAACGAUCUAUUUACGAAGACGCGCUGCAGCGUUCCAGGAAGACCAUUUUGGAGGUAGAGUCCAAAACACCGAGCACCUCAGGUGCUUCAACACCGAACUUAGCCGGGAAGCCUGCGAAGAAACCCAAAGGAACUCGCCCGAAGGACAAAUAUGCCGAGAACAGUUCCAAUGUGCUCAUGGAUCUGCGGAAGGCGGCUUCGCACCCCAUGCUCUUUAGAAAGCUCUUCACGGACCAAAUUUUAACUUCAAUGACGAAAAUCUUGCUCAAGGAACCUGACUUUAAAAAACGAGGUGCCGUAUUCGAGUAUGUCAAGGAAGACAUGGAGGUCAUGACAGAUGCCGAGUUGCAAUUCUUCUGCCAAGGUUACAAGUCCACUCGCAAGUUCCUUCAAGACGAGACAUGCUACCUCAACUCUGGCAAGGUUAUGGUGUUGCUGAAGCUGCUAGAGGCAUAUACUGCUCAAAAACGCAAGGUUCUGAUAUUUUCUCAGUUCACUCAAAUCUUGGAUAUCCUUCAAGCUAUCCUGAAGCUCAAAAAUACCAAAUAUCUGAUAUUGACAGGAUCAACCGCGGUAGACGUCCGACAAUCACUAGUUGACGAAUUCACUGAGGAUGAAUCGAUACCUGUGUUUCUCUUGUCGACCAAGGCUGGGGGAAUGGGGAUUAAUCUUACAGCUGCGAGCGUGGUCAUCAUGUUUGACCAAGACUUUAAUCCCCACAAUGACCGGCAGGCUCAGGAUCGUGCCUACCGCAUUGGCCAAAAGCGUGAUGUCGAGGUAGUAAAAUUGAUCACGCGGGGUACGAUCGAGGAGGACAUGUUACGUUUAGGCGAAACCAAGCUGGCACUGGACGAAGCUGUGGCUGGUGAGGGUGAGGACGGCGAUGGUGACAAGGGGGAGAACACGCAAGAAAAGGAGAUGAAGAUGUCAUUGAUGAACGUACUGAGGAAACAGCUGGAGCAACAGGAUGCUGUGGCGCCUCUACCUACUGCAUAAUCGGAGGUAUCGAGCAGAGGGUAAUGUGAGGGACAUAGGGGCUAAUUUUCCUGAUAAUGCUGUAAUGUAGCUAU
Messenger RNA from Pisolithus orientalis, 3616 nucleotides. Its product is annotated as SNF2 family N-terminal domain-containing protein. The transcript has 10 exons. Gene Ontology annotation, molecular function: ATP binding; chromatin binding; DNA binding. The record is from RefSeq and is a predicted model, not a curated record. Gene Ontology annotation, cellular component: nucleus. Lineage: Eukaryota; Fungi; Basidiomycota; Agaricomycetes; Boletales; Pisolithaceae. Bases 105 to 3542 code for a protein of 1145 amino acids.